Exophiala xenobiotica is the source of this 1122-nucleotide messenger RNA. RefSeq lists its product as uncharacterized. Lineage: Eukaryota; Fungi; Ascomycota; Eurotiomycetes; Chaetothyriales; Herpotrichiellaceae. Gene Ontology annotation, molecular function: gluconolactonase activity; calcium ion binding. The record is from RefSeq and is a predicted model, not a curated record. The coding region runs from base 117 to 1043 and encodes 308 amino acids. The transcript is spliced from 4 exons. Gene Ontology annotation, biological process: L-ascorbic acid biosynthetic process.
UAAAGCUUUAGACACAGUCAAAACAAGACAGAAACAGGCCGAUACUCCUAACAGUCACACCGUUCACAUUAACCAGAACCUCGAGGAAUCAUCAACAGCUACGAACCUUGGAAGCGAUGGGUGUGCAGGAGUGGACGGUGAAGGAGGCAUAUUACCCUUCAAAAUGCAGUCUCGGUGAAGGACCCUACUAUACUCCCGAACGACAUGAGCUUCGAUAUAUGGACAUCAACAAUAAGAAACUGUUCAUCAUUGACCUGAACAGAGGUCCGGACUCGGUCAAGAUCAUUGACACGAAGAUGGCCAUCGGCGUUACCGCGAACAUCGAAGGUGUCGACUCGUCAGAGGUCAUCUUGGCAGGCGCAAAGGACGGCGUCACCAAGUUCAAUCUGAAGACUGGAGAGCAUGAAUACGUCGCCAAAUACUGGACUGGCCCGAAUGCCGAAGACAAGACGAGAAGAAUGCGAUCGAACGACGGUGCUGUGGACACACAGGGACGAUUCUGGGUGGAAGCCUUCGUUGACCCUGAGAUUGCUGAACUCACCGAGGAAGGUUGCCUGUUCCGACUCGACCACGACGGUACGUUACGUACGAUGCACGAGAACAUGACGAUUCCAAACGGUAUCACCUGGAAUGCGAACGACAACACCAUGUUCCUCACGGACUCGCCGCGAGGUGACGUGUUCGAGUUCGACUACGACCCCAAGACCGGAGAUAUUUCCAACAAGAGGGUCUUCUUCCACCUCGACGAAGAAGGUGUCAACCCCGACGGUCACGCCAUGGAUGUCGAAGGCAACAUUUGGCAUGCCUGCUACGGUGGCUCGAAGGUCAUCCGCAUCUCGCCUCAAGGAGAAAUUACCGGAGUCAUUCAUCUGCCAACACGUAACAUCACUUGUCCUACAUUUGCUGGGACGGAGCUCUUCAUCACUAGUGCGAAGGAGGCCGAGCCAGAAAAGUUUCCCGAAUCGGCCAAAUUUGCUGGAAAUUUGUUCAAGGUGGAUGUCGGUAUCAAAGGUAUGCCGAAAUACAAAUACCGGCUCGCUUGAAUUAACAUCGCUUCUUCGUAUCCUUCUAGAAGGAGAACGAGCGAUGGGCUGGGCGAAAUGAAUUAUUGAAAAACCCAAA